AUAAAUAUGCAUCUGGUGCCAGACUGUGCAGUAUUCAGUCAGGAGUAGUCCUUUGUUCCCCUUCCUGCUUCUUGCCUCUGGUACUGGAAAUGGGAAAUUCCAAAAGCAGUGCCCUCUCCAAAGAUAUCUUGGAAGAUCUCAAACUCAACACCAAGUACUCAGAGGGGGAACUCUCUGAAUGGUAUCAAUCCUUUUUGAAGGAAUGUCCAAAUGGUAAGAUCACCAUGCCACAAUUUCUGCAAAUCUACUCAGGCUUCUUCCCAGAUGCAGAUCCGAAAGAAUAUGCUCAGCAUGUUUUCAGAAGCUUUGACAGCAACGCUGAUGGGACUUUGGAUUUUAAAGAAUACAUCAUUGCCCUUCACCUCACCUCCUCUGGAAAAACCUCUCAGAAGCUUGAAUGGGCCUUUUCCCUUUAUGACGUGGAUGGCAAUGGCACAAUCAACAAGCAGGAGAUCUUAGAAAUUGUCAAGGCAAUAUUUAAAAUGAUAAAUGAUGACGAUCAAAAAGACCUGCCGGAGGAUGAGAACACACCAGAGAAGAGAACUGACAAAAUCUGGGACUAUUUUGGCAAGAAAGAAAAUGAUAAAUUAUCAGAGGGUGAAUUUAUUCAGGGCACACUGGAAAACAAGGAUAUUCUUCGAUUGAUACAGCUAGAACCCAAGAAAAUCAAAGAAAAGCUGAAAAGAAACUAG
Messenger RNA from Mobula hypostoma (lesser devil ray), 692 nucleotides. Its product is annotated as recoverin-like. The transcript has 3 exons. The record is from RefSeq and is a predicted model, not a curated record. Gene Ontology annotation, molecular function: calcium ion binding. The coding region runs from base 90 to 692 and encodes 200 amino acids. Lineage: Eukaryota; Metazoa; Chordata; Chondrichthyes; Myliobatiformes; Myliobatidae.